This is a messenger RNA of Papaver somniferum (opium poppy), 990 nucleotides long. Its product is annotated as protein MAINTENANCE OF MERISTEMS-like. The coding region runs from base 1 to 990 and encodes 329 amino acids. The transcript is spliced from 3 exons. The record is from RefSeq and is a predicted model, not a curated record. Lineage: Eukaryota; Viridiplantae; Streptophyta; Magnoliopsida; Ranunculales; Papaveraceae.
AUGUUUGCUGGAACACUCAUCAAAGAAAAAGUUGAUGGUCUCUAUGAUGCUGAAUGUCGUUAUGCGGCGGCUGGGUAUUUUUUGUACACACUUCCGUCGGUUAUAUUUCCCGACAGUAAGGGUAACCGGGUGAAUGUCAACCUUCUUCAACUUUUGGAUCCUUUGGAAUAUGUGAACAAGUACUCUUGGGGGACUGCCAUGGUUGCAUAUUUGAAUGGUCAGUUAUCAACCGCAACUCGGGAACGAUCUUCUCAAAUCCAUGGGAAUACGGCUCUACUCCAGGUGUGGAUUUACGAUCGUUUCCCUUCAUUGAUCAAAGACAAUCCCGACGUCAUAAUCAACCCGGGAUGGAACAAAACUAAACCAAGAGGGACUCGAUACUUGUACACUGGGUGUCAGGAUAAGGAACAAAAAGAUGCUUUGUUAGAAUCGCGCCAAAAAUUGGACAACAUCACAGUUGCAGAAGUAGUCUUUGAUCCUUAUAAGAAUGAUCGGGUGAGUGCAAUGGAAGAUGUUGUGUAUUACACUGGCCCUCUGUUUUACCCUUACGGCUUUUCAAUGUACAAUCCUAUGAGAAUCAUGCGUCAGCUUGGGUAUAUUCAAGAUUCACCUGUACCUGAUUAUGAACCGCGAUUCAAGCACAAGUUAGACAAAUGUGAGUCUAACGAGGCGGAAUUAGUGGUUGUUUACGAACCUGAACCUAAGACCAAGCAUUGGGAUGACAGGCACAAGCAUGAUAGCAAGAUAGACAUCUCUUUUUGGGAGCAUGUGAAUGAAGGUCACGAGUCCACAACAGAUUACUUGGAAUGGUAUGAACGCUUCUCUGACCCUCGGGUUAUCCGGAUAGAUCCUCCUGGCACUCGAAGGAGCAACAAGGAAUCUUCAUCGGCUUCUACAUCUGACACCAGAGAUGAUCCCACCAUUCUUAAUCUUUCGAGGGAACGAAUGAAGAUUCUUAUCAAGGCAUUUUGUUGCACGGCCGAGAUAUGA